CCGGGCGAUGAGAAAUGUUUGACUUUUUGAUUUUUUUUCCCCUUUUUUUUUUGUUUUUUUUUUUUUUUCCUUGCCGGGGAGGGGGCAGACGAGGAGCCGAACCCCGCAGCAGGAAUUGGGUGUUCGGGAAAUGUUGCCAAGACUCGACCGGAACAUUUGAAAGCCAGAUCGGCUGCUUUGGCUUUUUUUUUUUUUUUCCCCUCUUUUCCUUGUUUUUUUUUUUUUUUUUUUUUUUUUUUUUUUUUAUCCGCCUCCCCUCCCCCUCUGGCCCCUCUCCGGAGGGAUGUGUGCGAUCAGCGAGUGGAAACAAAAAUGUCCUGAUUUCCACGAUUUUCCUCGCCGCUCUUUGAAAAGGACAAAGUAAAAAAAAAAAAAAAAAAAAAAAAUAAUAAUAAAAAAAAUUAAAUCUCCUCGCAAAAUGUUCCUGACCUGCGAGGGGACCUUGGGGGUCGUUCCGGCCACCACGGAUUACAGCGGCCAAGCCCGGCCAGGAGAUUUCCACGCUGGCUACCAACAAAUCGAAGGCAUCAACUUGGGCUACUUACAGAUCAACGGCACCCAGAUGUUCGCCCUGGCCCAGGUGCUCAGCCAGAUGUUCAAGGACAUCCCCAGGACCACCAUCAGCAAGAAAAUGGAAAUCCUGAAGAUCAAGAGCCGCCGCUGCGAGCCGGCCGAGCUGCGGACGCUCAAAGCCAUCCACUCGGUGCCCACGCGAGCCGUGAAGUGCUCGCUCAUCUCCAAGGCGGACCUGGAGGCUCUCUGCACCUCCUGCAAGAGCCUCAGCCCGCGGAGGAGGAAGAGGAGGAGGAGGAAGAGCAGGAGAAGGGAGCAGCUGCUGCUGCCGGAGCCCGGGGAGUUCUUGCCCUGCCCGCGGCCCCCGCCCCGCAGAGCCGCUCCCGGCCGGGCCCCGCCGCUCCCGGGCCCGCAGCCGCUCCAGCCCGCCCGGGGGGGGCUCUUCGCUGCCGUUCUGGCCGCUUCCCCCCGGCAUCUGCCGCUGCUGCAGCCGCCGUGCUGGCCCAGGGGGCUUCUCCCGCACGGAGCGGGGCAAGCGGGGGCCGGGAAGGGCCGAGCCCGCGGCUCGCCCCCCUGCAAGAGCCAGGGCAACUCGGCCGGCUACUCCAGUGACUCGGACUCCAGCCUGGACCUGGCAGCGUCCAGCCCCGCCAGCACCAGCGACUCCUCGGAGGAGGAGGAGGAGGAGGAGGAAGAGGAGGAGGAGGAGGAAGGGGACAGCUCGUGCAGCAGUGAGGAAGGCAGCUCCUCGGAGUCGGAGAGCAGCUCGCUGUGCAGCGGGGACUCGGUGCAGAGCACUCGGUACCGGCAGGCGGCUCUGCCCCGUUUCCAGCCGGCCCGGGAGCCGCUCGGCGAGGAGCGGCCGGCGGAGCCUCCCCCGAGCAAAGCGCUGCGCCCCGACCCCGAGCUGCUCUUCCUCUCGCAGCAGCUCUGGGCCCGCACCCUGCGGGCCACAACUUUGGAAAGUUUGAGCGCGGCCUCAGCGCCGAGCCCGGGGGCUCAGCCGGGGUUGUACACCAGGCACGAGACCUCCUCCUCCUCCUCUUCCUCCUCCUCCUCCUCCUCCUCCUCCUCCUCCUCCUCCUCCUCCUCCUCCUCCUCCUCGCCCCCUCCUUCCCCUAGCAGCACCCCCGGGGUGACCCCGCCACAAAAGGAGCGCGGUUUUGGAGAGGCCGGAGGGAAGGAUUUGCACAAAGAUGCCUGGAACAAUACCAGCUCCUCCUCCUUGGAACUGCCCGGCGGAGCCUCCGCGGGGCCAGCGCCUUCCCCGGAGCCUCCCCCGGAGCUGCGGGGGAACCCAGGCUCCUCUGCCCCCGGAGAACCGCGGCCGGAGCAUUUCGAUCGCCUGAUCCGCCGCUCCAAGCUGUGGUGCUACGCUAAAGGUUUCAACCUGGACGGCAAAGAUUUACAACGCGGAACGGCGAGCCCUGAACCCUGGAGAGGAGCAGAGCUGAGAUUCCAGCCCCGAGGAACAAGCGGGAGCCGGCAGGAUGGCAACACCAAACGCCGGCGCCUCUCCAGGGUCACCGAAAGGCAGCGCAGCUCUUCCAAAGCCGGACCACCAAAAACCACCAGGAGGAAUUCCAGGAAAGGAAACGCUCCCUGUAAAACCAACCCGCCUCGGAAUUCUUUCAGCCUCAUGGGCAACUUUCCCUGCACGCCCUCGCUGGUGGUGGGCGAGGAUGGCGACCUGUGCCCGGCCUCGUCUCUGGGCGGUAAAAAGUCCUGGGCGCUGUCCAAGACUCACCCGUUGUGGCGCUGGCACUUGGGGGGCAGUGCCAGGCCCGCGCCCCCCAGCCUCAAAUUCCGCGGGUGCUCCAUCCUGGAGCAUCCCUGA
This is a messenger RNA of Cinclus cinclus, 2350 nucleotides long. It is a transcript of the gene EPOP, whose product is annotated as elongin BC and polycomb repressive complex 2 associated protein. The transcript has a single exon. Lineage: Eukaryota; Metazoa; Chordata; Aves; Passeriformes; Cinclidae. The record is from RefSeq and is a predicted model, not a curated record. The coding region runs from base 419 to 2350 and encodes 643 amino acids.